AUGGAGUCUUACUUAAACGCUCCUCAAGGCUUCUUGCUCUGUUGCCAUGGAAGCACAAUUGGUGCCGGUCCUACUCUUUCUUCAACCAUACAUUCUUCUGUCAAGCAAAUCGUCGAUUCCAGCUUCAGAUUGUUGCGCGGCUCCGUCUCCUUAUACAAGGAUCAUAUGAGAAGGGGAAGAAGCCGUCAAUUCCGAAGAUUUCAGGAGCAGUUUGGGAAGCAUGUUCCAGUUUCAAGAAAGUCCCUGGAACAAACAGAGAUUGGUAGAGGGAUCACGCAGAGCUCAUCCGAGUUAUCACCGCCUGGGAUGAUGAAGAUGGAGAAUGCAAAGGACGAGAGCGGGUUUGUGGACUCGCUUGAGAAGCUUUUGAAGCAGUGUCAAGGAACAGGAGCGCAUAUCGACGAGCUUGGAGCUUGCGUUUAUCCGCCGCAGGAGAUUAGUAAGAUGAAGCAAGCGGUGGAGGUAAUAGAGGGGAAUGUUGAUGAGUUCGAGGCUGAAGUUGAGCGUUUGCAGAGUUCUUCAGACGCGUUUUCGGGAGCUUGUGGGAAGCUGCGAAGGUCGAUCAAACACAUGGAGACUGAGUUGGAUAAAAGAUGUGAAGAUGAAGUCGUUGUUGAAAUGCAGAAUGUUACUCUUGGAAGUUAUAAAAGUUUGGAUUUUUUUGCAAUAUUUCUUUGA
This is a messenger RNA of Microthlaspi erraticum, 678 nucleotides long. NCBI's taxonomy places the organism in Eukaryota, Viridiplantae, Streptophyta, Magnoliopsida, Brassicales, Brassicaceae. The record is from the annotation of a GenBank genome assembly.